Molecule: messenger RNA, 4121 nt
Organism: Leptopilina boulardi
Lineage: Eukaryota; Metazoa; Arthropoda; Insecta; Hymenoptera; Figitidae
Gene: Cand1
Product: cullin-associated NEDD8-dissociated protein 1
Exons: 17
Coding region: 220-3927 (1235 amino acids)
Biological process (GO): protein ubiquitination; SCF complex assembly
Cellular component (GO): nucleus
Source: RefSeq, a predicted model, not a curated record
GCAAAAGAGUCAGUUGUAGAUACUCAAUAUUCUUUGACGUGAUAAGCACCGGCAUAACAAGCAAAAGCAUUUUCUUAUAUUAAAAUACUUGAAAGUAUUCAAUUUUAUUUUUUCUGUUUUUAAUCUUGAUUCUAAAUUUAAUAUUUAUCAUAGUUGUGUGACUGUUGAAUAACGUAUAACAAAAAUUUUUAUUAGUAGUUUAAAAAAAAAGAAGUUGAAAUGGCUACUGUUUCAUACCAAAUAUCAAAUUUGCUGGAAAAGAUGACAUCCAGUGAUAAAGAUUUUAGGUUUAUGGCGACUAAUGAUCUGAUGACAGAACUGCAAAAAGAUAGCAUAAAAUUAGAUGACGAUUCUGAGAGAAAAGUCGUUAAAAUGCUUUUAAAAUUAUUAGAAGACAAGAAUGGUGAAGUACAAAAUCUUGCUGUUAAAUGUUUGGGUCCUUUGGUAAAUAAAGUAAAAGAAUAUCAAGUUGAGACAAUCGUUGAUGCUCUCUGCACGAAUAUGGUAUCAGAUAAAGAACAAUUGAGGGAUAUUUCAAGCAUUGGAUUAAAAACUGUUAUUUCGGAAUUGCCACUUGGUUCAAGUGCUCUUGCUGCAAAUGUUUGUAAAAGAAUUACUGGUCGAUUAAGUAACGCCAUUGAAAAGCAAGAAGAUGUACCAGUACAACUUGAAGCUCUUGAUAUAGUAGCUGAUUUACUUUCUCGAUUUGGCUCGCUCAUGGUAACAUUUCAUGUGGUCAUUUUAGAUGCUUUAUUGCCACAACUUUCAUCACCUCGACAAGCAGUUCGAAAGCGUUCAAUUGUAGCUCUUAGUCAUCUUUUGACUUCCAGCAACAGUCAGUUGUACAACAAAAUUCUUGAUCACCUUAUAAAGGUUCUUUCAAGUAAUAAAGCCAGAAAUGUUAUUCGUACCUAUAUUCAAUGCAUCGCUUCCAUUUGCCGUCAAGCAGGUCAUCGAUUUGGAGAACACAUAGAAAGGAUUAUGCCUUUAAUUGUGCAGUUUAGUACAGAAGACGAUGAUGAACUUAGAGAAUAUUGCCUGCAAGCAUUUGAAGCUUUUGUCUACAGAUGUCCAAAAGAAAUUACACCUCACAUUAAUAAGAUUAUCAGCAUCUGCCUAAUGUACAUUACAUACGAUCCAAAUUACAAUUACGAUGAUGAUGAAAAUGAUGCAUCAGAUGGAGAUGGUAUUGUAAUGGAAACAGAAGAAGAUGGAGAAGAAGAUGUCGAAGAUGAGUAUUCAGAUGAUGAUGAUAUGAGUUGGAAAGUACGAAGAGCUUCCGCCAAAUGUUUAGAAGCUGUUGUUUCGAGCAGAAGAGAACUUUUACCUGAAUUUUAUAAAGUCAUUUCUCCUGCAUUAAUUGCUCGAUUCAAAGAGAGAGAAGAAAAUGUUAAGUCGGACAUUUUUCAUGCAUACAUAACAAUGUUAAGACAAACAAAACCAGCUACAGGCGUUUCUCUUGAUCCCGAUUCAAUGGAGGAUGAAGAAGGACCAAUUUCAUUGCUUCAAUUGCAAGUUCCUCUGAUUGUAAAAGCAGUGUAUAGACAAAUGAAAGAGAAAAGCAUAAAAACAAGACAAGAUUGUUUAUUAUUGCUUAAAGAAUUAGUGUUAGUUUUGCCUGGUGCACUUACAAAUCAUAUAUCUGCACUUAUUCCUGGAAUUCAAUAUUGCCUUGGAGAAAAAAAUUCCUCCUCCAACAUGAAAAUUGAUACACUUGCUUUUAUUCAUAUUCUUUUAAUUACUCAUCAUCCUGAAGAUUUUCAUGAUCAAAUGUCAGUUUUGGCUCCUCCUAUUAUUGUCGCUGUUGGUGAUCCAUUUUAUAAAAUUACCGCUGAAGCUCUUCUUGUAUUGCAAGAAUUGGUACAAGUUAUUAGACCUCAUGAUAAAGUUUACAAUCAUGAUUUUACAUCUCUGUCAACUGAUAUUUAUCGUUGUACACUUUUAAGAUUAAGAACGGCAGAUAUUGAUCAAGAGGUAAAAGAACGAGCUAUUGCUUGUAUGGGUCAAAUUUUGGCACAUUUUGGCGAUACUUUACAUGAUGAACUUGUUGUAUGCCUUCCAAUAUUUCUUGAUAGGCUCAGAAAUGAAAUCACUCGGCUUACAACUGUUAAAUCUCUUACUUGCAUAGCAGCAUCACCUCUAAGAGUUGAUCUUAAGUCUAUUAUGGGAGAUGCAAUUCCUGUUUUAGGAUCAUUUUUGAGAAAAAACCAAAGAGCUUUAAAAUUAUGUUCUUUAACAUUGCUUGAUACUUUAGUUCAAAAUUACAGUUCUGCUCUAAAUUCGGAGCUACUUGAUAAGGUUACAGUUGAGCUUCCAGCACUAUUGAAUGAGAGCGACUUGCAUAUUGCUCAAUUGACUCUUACACUUCUCACGACAAUUGCAAAAUUGCAUCCUCUUGCAUUGACAAGGGUCACUGAGAAUAUUUUACCUGAAAUUCUCGUCUUGGUGAAAUCUCCACUUCUUCAAGGUGCAGCAUUAAACUCAAUGUUGGAGUUCUUUCAAGCUUUGGUUCAAGCAGGAAUUCCAGGUCUUAGUUACAGGGAACUUUUGUCUUUGCUUGUGGCCCCAGUUAAUAUACCACAACUUCACAAACAGGCUUAUCAUUCUUUAGCAAAAUGCGCUGCUGCUCUAACAAUUAUGUGGCCACAAGAAGCUAUUGGCGUUGUUGGACAAUUUUUAAAAGAUGUUCAAAAUCCACAAAGUGAUGCCAGACAUAUAUUUGCUUUAUUAGUUAUUGGCGAAAUUGGUAGACAUGUAGACUUAAGCAACAUUAGUUCUUUGAAGUUAAUUAUUUUAAAUUCAUUUUCAACACACUCUGAAGAAGUAAAGCAAGCAGCCAGUUAUACACUUGGAAAUAUCGCUGUUGGCAAUCUUCCUGAAUAUUUGCCUUUUAUUCUUAAAAAAAUUGAAGCUCAACCAAAACGACAAUAUUUGCUGCUUCAUUCAUUAAAAGAAAUUAUUACAUGCCAAUCAGCUAGUCCAUUGGGAGUUUCGCAUUUACAGAACUUUGUGCCUUCAAUUUGGUUAUUAUUGUACAGGCACUGUGAAUGUACAGAAGAAGGUACUCGAAAUGUAGUGGCAGAGUGCCUUGGUAAAUUAACAUUAAUUGAUCCGUCAACGUUGCUUCCAAAGUUGCAAGAAUCUCUUAACUCCACAUCCGCAUUAAUGCGCACCACAGUAGUUACUGCUAUUAAAUUCACUAUAUCUGACCAGCCACAACCAAUUGAUCCAAUGUUGAAGCAGUGUAUGGGCAAUUUCUUAGCAUCAUUAGAAGAUCCUGAUCUCAAUGUUAGAAGAGUUUCUUUGGUUGCAUUUAAUUCAGCUGCUCAUAAUAAGCCAAUGCUAAUACGUGAUCUUCUUGAUUCUGUUUUACCUAAACUUUACGCUGAGACAAUGAUAAAGAAAGAAUUAAUUAGAGAAGUUGAAAUGGGACCUUUUAAACAUACAGUUGAUGAUGGUUUAGAUUUGAGAAAAGCCGCAUUUGAAUGUAUGUACACAUUAUUGGAUUCUUGUCUUGAUCGAAUUGAUGUUUUUGAAUUUUUGAAUUAUGUGGAAAACGGUUUAAGAGAUCAUUACGAUAUCAAAAUGUUGACUUAUCUCAUGACCGCACGUUUGGCACAACUUUGUCCUACUGCCGUACUACAAAGAUUAGAAAGACUUGUGGAACCGUUGAAGAGUACUUGCACCAUGAAAGUGAAAGCAAAUUCUGUUAAACAGGAAUAUGAAAAACAAGACGAAUUAAAACGUUCUGCAUUGCGAGCCGUUGCUGCAUUACUUACAAUUUCUGAUGCUGAUAAAAAUCCGGCACUAAAUGAAUUUGUUUCUCAAAUUAAGGCAACAGUUGAACUACAGCCAUUGUUUGAUAUGAUUCAAAAAGAUUGCUCGGGUAAUAAUAUGAAUGAAACAAAUGUUAUGGAUCAAAGUUAAAAGGAAAUGUUUAAAUCUUUUUAAUUUCAUAACGCUGCUAAAGAUACAUAAUUUAUGUUUUUUUCUAUAUAUAUAUAUAUAUAAAUAUAUAUUAUUUUUUAAUAUCACCUCUAAAAAAUAAGCGUAGUUCAGAUUUAAUAUGAUUUCAUGUAACGCACCAUGUAUAAAUUUGAAAAUAAAUUCAUCGGAUCGUA